CCCUCCCACCUUGCGACGGCCGACCGUGCCAUACCUGAUGCUCUCCUGCCUUCUCUUCUGCCGACUCUGACUUUUUUUGUCUCGUGGUGGCGAUGACACUGCUGCCGCUCACCAGACACUAAGAAGAGCACCAGUUUCCGAUUCAUUCACACCUACAUCAUCUCGUGUAACUGCACUGCUGAUGCCAUACCUAUACCUCAUACCUUUUCGUCCCGUCUUCAUUCGGUCUGCUGCACGCGACUCUUCCACUCGACCCCGGUGAUGUCGGGUGUGGACUACAAGUAUGAGGAACGUGGGGGAACUGCAGCUUCGCGCGCAACCUCCGCCAUCCAAUCCCCGACCGACCACUUCUAUUACCCUACUACUCAGCCCUCGUCUAGUCUUGACGACACAGACUCCUCGACCUGGUCCAGCCUAGGAGGACCUUUGACUGCCUAUACCUCUUCAACCAACCUCUCCCCCGCCAAUCUCUCUUCAACUGCGGAAUCUCAAGCUACCCUCACCUCGAAACCUACCAAGCCCAACCUGGAUCUCUCUACUUCCGAAGCCGUUGCUCGCAAUGAGGUGUUGUUACGGGACACUGUCUUUCCCGAGUGGAAGGACGACGCGGGGCCUGCCGACCUCGACAGUCCCGAAGAAUUGCAAAAGAAGGAUCCUCUGGGAACUCAGAUAUGGAGACUCUACCACCGGACCAAAUCUCGACUGCCAAACCAGGAACGUAUGGAGAAUCUGACCUGGCGGAUGAUGGCGAUGAAUCUUCGCCGUCAAAAAGAACGGGAGCAGCAGCAAGCAGCGUAUGAAGAAGCCACUCAUUCCGGCAGCGAAGCUCGCAUGGCCGGUGCUGACGACCUGAUUUCUAGUGCAAUGAAAGCGCAGUUCAAGAGUCCGGCACAGCCCUCUAAUGCUCCUAGCGGGAUUGCCCAGCAACUGCGCAGAUCUGUCGAUCAGUCCGCGGACAAUGAGCAGCCGCUAUCAGAUCCCAUGAACCUCGACGACUUCAUCGUGCCCAGUUCGGUGGCUUCACCUGCCGGGCUGACAGCACCCUCGCCAUCAGAAAAUCAGGUACAAAUCAAGCAAUUUCAGACGCCUAGUAUACCCAUAGCUACUCGGAACAAGAUGCACGUCCAGAUCCCCAAGGACCUACCACCCUCAUCUGCACCUCAAUCCUCCAUUCCCUUCCACAGAACAUCAGAGUUCGACUACGUACAGAAACGGGUUCGAAAAACCAGCAUCGACGAAAGGACGAAAGGGGCUCGAAAGCGACCAGCCGAGUUCUCUCCCCAAGUACCUCCUCUAGGUGCGCCGAACCCGUCGAACAACACCGAAGUCGAUUCUGGUGUCCCUGAUUAUGCUCUGGACCAACCUACUCCUCAAUUUACUGGUGCAGCCAGCUUCCAGGGACAAAUGUCGAUGCAUCUGGACUCUUUCCACCUUAGCGAUGAUCCCAUUCUCACAUCGGCCGGACCUUUCCAGCACAACUUUGCCUUCUCUCCUGCAGCUUCACCUAUGGUCACAAACGGCCCUUUCUCAAAUGUCUACAACCAAACCUCCAUGGCCUCUUCGCUCAACUCGGCAGACUUUUACUCUCCACCCCAGUCUGGUUAUCCUUCGGCUGUCUCGACGCCACAGCCGGGCCAUGAUGAUCAGCACUUCUAUUUCGACCAGAGCAGCCAUCGGUCCCUGCCAUAUUACGCGGCUCAACGAGCGAAUCACAUGAUGACUCCCAUGUCCGCCCAAUUUGCGUAUGGACCCAACAAUGAGCAGAUCUACACGGCCAUGAACGGGGUCAGUUCCGCUCCGUCAAUGCAUGGCUUCACAAUACAGCAACAUGUAGACCCUACUAACGUUCUUGGUCCUGACUAUGGCCGCCGAGUCUCUCCUGGUAUCUCCAUGCCUGGAAACGACAACAUGUUCCAGUUUGGAGCCGAUUCUGAUGGUGAAGACGAGGAUGGCAACUAUGCGGAGCGUGGCCUCAUGAUGCAAUCCGACUACGGUCAAAUGGGAGAUCCAACACUAGACCUCAACUCCGGUCUGCAGUGGGAUCCUACUGUCGACUACAACAGCAUGUCACGAUACGCUGGGAGCGCAAAACAAGUUCGGAUUGGUGGCACCGAAAUGGUCAACUCACCUCCAGAUUGGAGUGGUUCCAUGCUGAGCCGAACACAUGGCUCAGCAGCAUCGAUCAGCGACAUCCGAAACCGAGACCAGGAUCCGCGGCGACAAAAGAUCCCCAGAACGACUUCGACGCCCGCUCUGUCCCAUCAGCAUAUGCAGUCCGCUCAAAGCUCGCCGGCCGAAUCUGGACUCAGUAGUCGGCAGCCGUCGAGACCUGGCAGUCCAGGCCCGAAGAGCACCGAUCAAAACGGGGUACCCACAACGUGCACAAAUUGCUUUACUCAGACUACGCCGUUAUGGCGACGUAACCCGGAAGGCCAUCCUCUCUGCAAUGCAUGUGGUCUGUUCCUUAAGCUUCACGGAGUCGUUCGUCCUCUGUCACUCAAGACCGAUGUCAUCAAGAAACGCAACCGUGGCAGUGGAAACGCCGUCCCCAUGGGUUCUGCAGCAACGCGGGCGUCUAAAAAGUCGUCUCGAAAGAAUUCGGUUCAACAAACUCCGGCAUCAACUCCUACGGCCGCUAGUGAGCACAACUCGGCUUCUCCAGCCUCGAUCCAAGGAUCUGUUCACUCGGGAUCCGCUGUGACCACGCCGACGAGUUAUCCGCCUGGCACAACAGGCGGAAAACCAGGCGUUGUACCAAUUGCUGCUGCACCACCGAAACCACCUGUCCAGCCGGGUCCCAACAUGACCCGACCAGUACAGGUUACACCGAAACGUCAGAGGAGACAAUCGCGGGCGUCCACCAACGCUUUGCCCACCAUAAGUAACCUGGCAAACACGAGCAACAGUGUCGGGUCCAGCAAUGAAAGCGAGAUGCCCGACGCUGGACAGGCUACACCGAAGGUCAGCCAGGCUCCUGUUACUCGAGCCAAGGCAGCCAGCAUGUCCACCACAGCUGGGGCGACCACAAUGGCGUCCGUCAUGCAGGGCGGUCUGCUGAACCCAGGAAUCCAGAAUAUGCCUCCAGGCCCGCAUGGUAACAGCCAAGAAUGGGAAUGGUUGACCAUGAGCUUGUGACCGCCAUUCGGGUUCAGGCCUCCAGUGACAGGGCUCGACAUGUUUGUGUCUCGAUUGAUCGAUAUACCCUUUUCACAUUUCUUUUUGUGUUUGCACAUAGACCACGUCGAUUGUUUUUCCGCCCCCGCGCCGACCACCACCAACCAGUUAUACGACUUGACGACCAUGUGAUACACGAAUCCUGAUUCAGUCUUCAUACCUUCGCGGGAACACAGCUUGGCUGCGAGACGAAAUAUUUUUCGGCUAAAGUCGAUCAAGAAAGAAAUGUUUUCGGAGAUGUUUGUGAUGCAGAUAUAAUGAUGGGGAUUUUGUGGUUUGUGGAAUUGUUUGUCUGUCUAUUCAGUGAUAUCACCGCGUCUGUUUUCGAAAGCUCGUGGGUAUACACGGCGUCGAGCAGAAGUGCGCAUUUGCCUUUUGUUGGAGACAUGGAGGAGAAGAGGUGGCCUCAGGAUCGAAUUGGAUCUAAUGAAGAUAGACCCGGAGAUGGUUGAGAUAGCCUGGAUGAAAUGUGAUGACAGUGGGAGGACGAUAAUAGAGACGAAUGUUGAGGAGACGCGUUGCGAUUGAUAUCUAGAGAUACAGCGGGUAAUGGAGUGUUGGAGACGCCAGCAAUACACGAAUGAUCCCUUCAAAACAAGA
Molecule: messenger RNA, 3774 nt
Organism: Exophiala xenobiotica
Lineage: Eukaryota; Fungi; Ascomycota; Eurotiomycetes; Chaetothyriales; Herpotrichiellaceae
Exons: 2
Coding region: 262-3135 (957 amino acids)
Biological process (GO): negative regulation of transcription by RNA polymerase II; positive regulation of transcription by RNA polymerase II
Molecular function (GO): zinc ion binding; RNA polymerase II cis-regulatory region sequence-specific DNA binding; DNA-binding transcription factor activity, RNA polymerase II-specific
Source: RefSeq, a predicted model, not a curated record